Messenger RNA from Saprolegnia parasitica CBS 223.65, 861 nucleotides. RefSeq lists its product as hypothetical. NCBI's taxonomy places the organism in Eukaryota, Oomycota, Saprolegniomycetes, Saprolegniales, Saprolegniaceae. Bases 1 to 861 code for a protein of 286 amino acids. The transcript has 2 exons. The record is from RefSeq and is a predicted model, not a curated record.
AUGGCCGUCGACUGGCCGCUCGUGAUCGUGCGCGAGCCAGCGUCCGCCGCAACGCUGGCCUGUCUUCGCUCCGUGCGCGAGCUGCUUCCGAGCGUGCGCUUGGGCUACCCGCUCGAGGAGCCACAGGACGUCGUCGACCUGCAUGACGUGCUGUGCGAUCUCGUGGUCUCGUUGACGCUACACAUACGCGCGCCCAUGUCCAUACCCGAUGCCGCCGCAUGUAAGCGCGUCAUGGAGCGUUGCCGGCGCUUAUCGGAGCUCACGGUACUCAACUCGGCGGUGGCCAACGAAGGCGACGCCAACUGGGUCGGCGCCUUGCUGCCUACCACGCCGCUGCGCGCGUUCACUUACCACGGUGACGUGCAGAGUCCGCUCGACGCCUCGUUCGUCCACACGCUGCUCUACUACCUCGACGGCGAUCGCGGCUGCACGACGCUCAAGCUCCAUCACGUCGACGUCGACGUCGCCGGCGACAUGCCGCAGCUUCUGUGCACUGCGAUCGUUCGCUGCGCGUCGCUCACGACGCUGAGCCUCAACGGCGUACCGUUCCUGCACGGGCCGUUUCUUCGUCAGCAGCGGCUACCGCCCAACGUGUCCCAUUUUGAGUUUGACAAGCAUGGCCUUGUCCGCGCGCUUCCAGUUGACACAACGGACCUCGGGGUCCUUGUCGCGUCGGGCCAGCACCUCCAACACGUUGCUUGCGACACACUCUCGGUCGCUGAGCCUGGUGUCGCACACCGCCUUCGGCAGCUCACGUCGUUCGAGUACACGUGCCGCCCGUAUAGCGGGUCGCGGCUUUUGCUCCAGCUCUUGCCACACCUCGUGGCUCAUCACGGGGCCGUCGUACUUGUCGUCCGAUAA